This is a messenger RNA of Lathyrus sativus (Indian pea), 1344 nucleotides long. Lineage: Eukaryota; Viridiplantae; Streptophyta; Magnoliopsida; Fabales; Fabaceae. The record is from the annotation of a GenBank genome assembly.
AUGCCUAUGUAUCAGCCUUCUAUGGUUGUGGGUUUUGAGGGUGGUGGUGAUGGUCAGAUUCUAGAUCUGGACACCGCCGUGAAAGAUGGUGUUUUGGGCGGUGGUGGCGGGGUUGUGGGAAGUGGUGUUGUUGGUGGUGAGAAAUUAGAUCUGAGAAAAAUGAUUCAAGAGCUUGAGUUAUGUGAAGUACCAAGUGUUUUCAUUUGUCCAAUUUCUCUUGAACCAAUGCAAGACCCUGUUACACUUUGCACUGGACAAACCUACGAGAGGAACAACAUUCUUAAAUGGUUUAACCUAGGACACUUGACAUGUCCCACUACUAUGCAGGAGCUUUGGGAUGAUUCCAUCACUCCAAACACAACGCUUUACAGACUCAUUUACACUUGGUUCUCUCAGAAGUAUUUGUUGAUGAAGAAACGGUCUGAAGAUGUUCAAGGAAGAGCUUCUGAGCUUGUGGAGACGCUCAAGAAGGUGAAGGGUCAAGCUCGUGUUCAUGCUUUGAAGGAACUUCAUCAGGUUGUGGCUUUUCAUGCUACUGCUCGUAAGUCUGUGAUUGAUGAAGGUGGUGUUUCUGUUUUGUGUUCUUUACUUGGUCCUUUUACUUCAUAUGCUGUUGGUUCUGAGGUUAUUGGUAUUCUUGUUAGUUUGACACUUGAUUCUGAAUCCAAAAAGAAUCUUAUGCAACCUGCUAAGAUUUCGUUGAUGGUUGAUAUCUUGAAUGAGGGUUCAAUUGAGACCAAAAUCAAUUGCACGCGGUUGAUCGAAUCGUUAAUCGAGGAGAAAGAUUUUCGGUCCGAGAUUAUCUCCAGCCAUAGUCUAUUGGUUGGUUUGAUGAGGCUUGUUAAGGAUAAGAGACAUAGCAAUGGAAUCUGUCCUGGGUUAAGCCUCCUCAAAACAGUGUGUUUCUAUAAAGAAGUUAAGAUUUUGUUAGUUAGCAUUGGUGCUAUUUCUCAAUUAGUUGAAUUGUUGUCUGGCAUGGAUCAUGAUUGUUUGGAAUUAGCCCUUUGUGUUUUGGAUUCGCUGUCAUCGAUACCCGAAGGCAGAGUUGCUUUGAGGGAUUGUGUCAACACGAUACCUAUCAUGGUGAGAUUUUUGAUGAGGAUCUCGGAAACCUGCACUCAGUACGCGUUGUCAAUUUUGUGGUCUGUUUGCAAGCUUGCGCCCGAGGAGUGUUCGGCGAUUGCCAUCGACGCAGGGCUUGCUGCAAAACUUCUUCUAGUGAUUCAAAGUGGUUGCAAUCCAAUAUUAAAACAACAAUCCGCCGAGCUUUUGAAACUGUGUAGUUUGAAUUAUUCAGAUACUAUCUUCAUUUCCAAGUGCAAGCUUACAAGAACCAUCCAAUGA